GUGGCUAGUCGCGUUCCUCCGGAGUUUUUCGGAGUGUAGAGAGAGGACGCUUCCCGCACUGAGAGGGGAAAGAAAUGUAUCAGCAAUGUGUGGCUGAAAGAAGACAGCGUCAAAGUAACAAACCUGGUAAGCCAUCAUGAUCCCCAUCACCGAGCUGCGGUACUUUGCCGACACGCAGCCGGCGUACCGCAUCCUGAAGCCGUGGUGGGACGUCUUCACGGACUACAUCUCCAUCGUCAUGCUGAUGAUCGCCGUGUUCGGCGGCACGCUCCAGGUCACGCAGGACAAGAUGAUCUGCCUGCCCUGCAAGUGGGUGGUCAACCUGACCUGCGGCCACCAGAACGUCAGCGCCGACCCGAGCAUGGUGGGCCCGCCGGAGCCCAAGGGGAUCCAGUACGACCUGGACCGGCACCAGUACAACUACGUGGACGCCGUGUGCUACGAGAACAAGCUGCACUGGUUCGCCAAGUACUUCCCGUACCUGGUGCUGCUGCACACGCUCAUCUUCCUGGCCUGCAGCAACUUCUGGUUCAAGUUCCCGCGCACCAGCUCCAAGCUGGAGCACUUUGUGUCCAUCCUGCUCAAGUGCUUCGACUCGCCGUGGACCACGCGCGCGCUCUCCGAGACGGUGGUGGAGGAGAGCGACCCCAAGCCGCCGCCCUCCUCGCAGCCGUCCAUGAAGGCCAACGGGGCACGCGCCGGCGGCGGCGGCGGCGGCGACCACAAGCGGACGUCCAACGCCUCCGAGGACGUGGAGGCCAGCGUGCCCAUGCUGCAGCGCACCAAGUCGCGGCUGGAGCAGGGCAUCGUGGACCGCUCCGAGACGGGCGUGCUGGACAAGAAGGAGGGCGAGCAGGCCAAGGCGCUCUUCGAGAAGGUCAAGAAGUUCCGCGUGCACGUGGAGGAGGGCGACAUCGUCUACCGCCUCUACAUCCGCCAGACGCUCAUCAAGGUGGUCAAGUUCGCGCUCAUCAUCUGCUACACGGCGUACUACGUGCGCCACAUCGAGUUCAGCGUCUGGUGCUCGGUGGACCUGGAGCGGCUGACCGGCUACCGGCUCUACCUGUGCGCGCACCCGCUGGCCACCCUCUUCAAGAUCCUGGCCUGCUUCUACAUCAGCCUGGUGGUGGUCUACGGCCUCAUCUGCGUCUACACGCUGUGCUGGAUGCUGCGGCGCUCGCUCAAGCGCUACUCCUUCGAGUCCAUCCGCGAGGAGAGCAGCUACUCGGACAUCCCCGACGUCAAGAACGACUUUGCCUUCAUGCUGCACAUGAUCGACCAGUACGACCCGCUCUACUCCAAGCGCUUCGCCGUCUUCCUGUCGGAGGUGAGCGAGAACAAGCUGCGGCAGCUCAACCUCAACCUGGAGUGGACGCCGGAGAAGCUGCGCCAGCGCGCCACCAAGAACGUCCAGGAGAAGCUGGAGCUGCACCUGUUCAUGCUCAGCGGCAUCCCCGACACCGUCUUCGACCUGCUGGAGCUGGAGGUGCUCAAGCUGGAGCUCAUCCCCGACAUCACCAUCCCGCCCACCAUCGCCCAGCUGGCCAACCUGCGCGAGCUCUGGCUCUACCACACGCCGGCCAAGAUCGAGGCGCCGGCGCUGGCCUUCCUGCGCGAGUCGCUCAAGUCGCUGCACAUCAAGUUCACCGACAUCAAGGAGAUCCCGCUGUGGAUCUACAGCCUGAAGAACCUGAGCGAGCUGCACCUGACGGGCAACCUGAGCGCCGACAACAACCGCUACAUCGUCAUCGACGGCCUGCGCGAGCUCAAGCGGCUCAAGGUGCUGCGGCUCAAGAGCAACCUGACCAAGCUGCCCCAGGUGGUGACCGACGUGGGCGUGCACCUGCAGAAGCUCUCCGUCAACAACGAGGGCACCAAGCUGAUGGUGCUCAACAGCCUGAAGAAGAUGGUCAACCUGACGGAGCUGGAGCUGGUGCGCUGCGACCUGGAGCGGAUCCCGCACUCCAUCUUCAGUCUCCACAACCUGCAGGAGAUCGACCUGAAGGACAACAACCUGAAGACCAUCGAGGAGAUCAUCAGCUUCCAGCACUUGCACCGGCUCACCUGCCUUAAGUUGUGGUACAAUCAGAUCGCUUACAUCCCCAUCCAGAUCGGCACGCUCACCAGCCUGGAGCGCCUCUACCUGAACCGCAACAAGAUCGAGAAGAUCCCCAGCCAGCUGUUCUUCUGCCGCAAGCUGCGCUACCUGGACCUCAGCCACAACAACCUGACCAGCAUCCACCCGGACAUCGGCUUCCUGCAGAACCUGCAGUCACUGGCCGUCACGGCCAACAGGAUCGAGGUUCUGCCGCCGGAGCUGUUCCAGUGCCGUAAGCUGCGCACGCUCAACCUGGGCAACAACUGCCUGACCACGCUGCCGUCGCGCUUCGGCGAGCUGACCAGCCUGACGCAGCUGGAGCUGCGCGGCAACCGGCUGGAGGGCCUGCCCGUGGAGCUGUCCGAGUGCCGCCUGCUCAAGCGCUCGGGCCUGGUGGUGGAGGAGGACCUCUUCAACACGCUGCCGCCCGAGGUCAAGGAGCAGCUGUGGCGCGCCGACAAGGAGCAGGCGUGAGGACCGACCGCCCGGGGGGGCACGGGGAUGAGCGCCAGAAACGAGGAACGAGCACACGGAGAGAUAGAGACUCUCAGAGAGCGAUGGGUGGAUCUGACCACAGUCCAUUUGUCUAUUUUAAUGUCUUGUUUUGGGUUUUGUUUUUUUUGUUGUUUUUUUUUGUUUUGUUUUAAAGAUUAUUUUGUUUGUUCAUUUCUUUGUUUUUAAAGAUUUUUUUGGUUGUUUUUAAUAUAUGAGGUGUGGACUACAAGCUGAUGAUGGUUAGAAAAAGAAGAAGAAGAAAAAGUGUGGACAGAUAUACAGAGAUGAGUGAAUGUGUGGCUAAUCAAGAAUGAGGCACCUUUUGUAUUAGAAAUGUAAAGUCGGAGCUCUGCAAUGUAAUGUAUUGAGUAUUGUGUGCAAGGGCACAUGCUCAAGUGUGAGUGCAAUCACGCCUCCGUGCCUCAAGGUGGCAGUGUAGGAAGGCCAGUUGGCAAGACCCUUAAAGACACUCACACUUACGCAACAGGUAGUGUGAGUGUGUGUGUGUGUGUGUGUGUGUGUGUGUGUGUGUUAUGUGCUUGUGCCUGGUGACCGGUUGAGAAAGUUGAGGCGUGGAAUGAAAACAAAAACACACUAACGGCUCUACAACAGUAUCUCAUGACGUCACACACACCUUCAUUCAAUCCUCAACACUGUGUUGACCAACUGUAAAAUCUGCUACACACACACACACACACACCACACACACACACACACACACACACACACUACACACACUAGCGUGCCUGUGUAAAUGUACUUAAUCUCUCUGUUAAGUGGAGGGAGUACUUCACAUUUGAAAGUCUAGAGAAUGGAAGGUCCUUCUGCAAAAGGGAAUUUGAGACAGGCAGUCACACAGCCAGCUCAUGACUCCUGUUCUAAUGGCCUUAAUGUCAUAUGCUGGAAUACUGGCUGCUUUUAGAAAACAAAAACACAAAAAACUUGCAUCUUUUUAAUUUUAUAUAUAUUUUUUUCAUUUGUUUCAAGAUAUGCAAAUGUAUGUUUUAACAUUCAUGACGUAACACUUUUUUUUGUAUUAGCCGUUUAUAUGGUUUAUUAUUAUAUUGUAAUUAUUUUAAUGUUUUAACUAAGAGAAUGGUAGGUUGAGUGUACUGACAGGUAUGUUGUCAUGCCCAGCCACAGAGACUGAAUGUCAAACACACACACACACACACACACACACACACACAUACUGCUCAGUAAGCCAAUGAAACACUCCUUUAAUACACUU
Messenger RNA from Sardina pilchardus (European sardine), 3824 nucleotides. It is a transcript of the gene lrrc8aa, whose product is annotated as leucine rich repeat containing 8 VRAC subunit Aa. Lineage: Eukaryota; Metazoa; Chordata; Actinopteri; Clupeiformes; Clupeidae. The coding region runs from base 137 to 2572 and encodes 811 amino acids. Gene Ontology annotation, molecular function: protein binding. The transcript has 4 exons. The record is from RefSeq and is a predicted model, not a curated record.